AUGAUUUUUGUAUCAAAUAAUUAAUAUUUGUAAAAUCACUAAUAAACACAUCCUUUUAAAUCUAAUUAUAAUCGCACUCACAAUUAAUCAAUUAUAGAUGAAUAAAAAUAUCAUUAAUUUUAAACUAGGUUAAAAAAUUUUUCAUUUACAACAAUAAUUUAUAUACGUUAUCUUCUUUACCGUUUAAAAAUACAUUAUAGUUAUGCUAAUUUAAAACCAAAUUAAAUAUUUCUUAUUAAUGAUAAGUCCUACCCUUAUAUUUAACACGAUAACAUUUAAUAGUAGCAUUUAAAAGAAAAUCUAAAUUUUAUAAGGAAUAAAAUUAUAUAAUUUUUAAUUAAACUCUUUAAAAAUAUUAAAAAGACUCUAAAUAAGAUACCUUUAAUAACCCCAAAUAACAAAUAUAAGCUUUUUUGGGAUUUUCUUGUAGGUAUUUCUUAUAUUUUAAUGUUUUUUAUAAUUCCGGUUCAUAUAGCUGUAAAAUAAUAAAUUGAAACUUUAUUUCCUUAAUAUUUAAUAUAUAUAAGCUUUGCAAUAAUAAUACUUGAUAUGUUAGUUUCUUUGAAUACUGGCUAUUAUUCAAAAGGAUUUAUAGUAUCUGAUAGAUAAAAAGUCAUUUUAAAUUACAUAAAAAACUGUCUAAAUGGUGAUUUAAUAGCAUUUUCCCCUUUUUUAUUUGAUAUUUGGUUUAAUAAUUAGUUUAAUUUAUUUAUAGGUAUUUCUAAGAUGCUUUUUUUUAUUAAACUUAAUAAUGUUUCACGAAUAUUUAAAAGAAUAGAAGAGUCUUUUAAUUUAUCGCCUUUAAAAAAUAACAUUAUUUCUAUUUUGAAAAUUCUUUUUUUUAUAAUUUUUGUAGCCCAUAUUUUUUCUUGUGGAUGGAUUUUAAUUGGGGUAUAUACGCAUCAUCCAACUUAAAAUUGGAUGUAUAAUAAAAAAAUUCACAACUAAAUAUGGAAUUUAUAAUAUAUAAAUGCUUAUUAUUUUACCAUUAUUACCAUGAUUACAGUUGGAUAUGGAGACAUAACGCCUUAAAAUGACGAUGAAAUGAUUUUAUGCGUAAUUACGACAUUAUUUGCCUGCUGCAUUUUUGCAUAUUCUGUAAAUUAAAUAGGUAAUAUUUUUUAAGAUAUGUUUAAACAUUAAAAAGAGAUGCGUAAUAAUUUAUAUACUAUAAAUUGUUAUAUGGAAAAGAAAAAUAUUAGCUAAGAGCUAAGGUUUAAAAUUAGAGAAUAUUUAGAUUAUUUUUGGGAAAAAAAAUACCAAGAUUAAUCUUUAGUUGAAGAAAACUUAAUAAAUUAAUUACCAGAGAGUAUUAAAAAAGAACUUAUUUUAGAGGCUAACAGACUUGUGUUGGAAGAAAACCCGAUUUUUAAGGAAAAUUUUAGUCAAAAUUCAAACUAGAUGAUAUGUUCAAUUAUAAAAGAGCUGAAUUAUCCUCCUGAAUAUGUGAUUUAAAAUGAAGACUAAACUGAUGAUUGUGCAAUUUAUUUUAUUUAAAAAGGAAAAGUUUAAGUCUAUAAAAGCAUAAAGAAAUCGAAUGGAGUAGUAUGUGAAGAGAAGUUUUAAGUUUUGGAAAAAGGAUAAUAUUUUGGUACAUAGAGUUUUUUUACAGGACAAGCGAGAAAAUUGAGUGUAAAAAGUUUAGAUUUUUGCUAAAUUUUGAUUGUAAAAAGGAACGAUUUUAUAAAUAUUAUUAAAGAUUUUAGUGAAGAUUUUGAAAGGUUCUGUAUGAUAAAGGAUUAGUUGAUUUUUGGGGAAAAUAAAAAGUUUCUUUUUUAAAAAUGUUUGAGUUGCUUUAAAGAUUCGCAUUCAUUUUUGGAAUGCCAAGAUGUCCAUUUUGUACCGGAUAAAAUUAAGGUUAUAUAAUAGGUUAAUUUUUAGAAUUUAAAUUUCAAAAGAAUUUUUUGGCAAAGGAAAAAUUAUUAAUUUAAAAAGUUUUAUUUUUAAAAUUUUUUAUUUUUAUAUAAAUAUUUAUAUAUAGGUUUAAUACAAAAAAAUAACUUAAAGAUGUAGUUUCGAAAGGAUUAAUAUUUAUGGAAAAUAAUGAAAGUUUUAUUCUUGAUUAAAGUUGGUUAGAAUCUAAUAAUAAUAGUGUUUAAAGGUAUUUGUUUAUAAAUAUAAUUUUUUUUUUUUUUUUUUAAAUAUUAAGUUAAAUUUCAUAUUCUUCUCUUUCUAAAGAUGAUAAUAGAAAUUUUGAAUAAUAAUUUUCAUCUGAAGAAAAUGAAAAAAAUAAACAAAUAAGAAAUAAAAGCCAAACUAAAAUACAAAAUAAAAUAAGUAAAUAUAAUAAAAGCAAAAACGAAGGAAAAAUUUAUACAUUUAAUAUAAAAAACAAACUAAAAUAAACAUAACUAUUUAAUUAUGAAUAAAAAGAAGAAUAAAAUAAAAAAUUCUUACAAAAUAAACAUUAAAUAAAAUUAUCAAAAAAAUAGACUCUAGAUGCAUUCUAAUAAAAAUAUGAAGAAGAUUAAGAUUUCGAAAAGAGUUAUUUUAAAAUUGAAAACUUCUAAUAAAAAUCAUUAAAUUCAAUAACUAAAAUACAUGAAAAUCAACUAAAAAAAUACUUUUAACCUGAAAAUAUUUAAAUAAAUGAAUUAACAAUAAGUAGAAUUCAUGAAAAUUAAUAAAAUUCACAAAUAAAGGAAUUUUAGCCCGAAAAUAUUUAAAUAGAUGAAAUUUUAUAAUAGAAUGGAAAUUUGA
Molecule: messenger RNA, 2700 nt
Organism: Ichthyophthirius multifiliis
Lineage: Eukaryota; Ciliophora; Oligohymenophorea; Hymenostomatida
Exons: 2
Biological process (GO): transmembrane transport; monoatomic ion transport
Cellular component (GO): membrane
Molecular function (GO): monoatomic ion channel activity
Source: RefSeq, a predicted model, not a curated record